AUGCUUAAGUGGCUUCCAGAGUCUCCUAGGUGCUGUGUUGGCCCUAACAGGAACCCGCAGGAUUCCCGCUGGAACUCAUUAAUGGAAAAGGAAAAUUUUCACCAAGGUUUUCUAUACAAACUCAGAUCAGCCAAAGAAAUUUGGAAGGAAGGAAGAGUCAGUCCAGAACAAGAAGCAGAGGAGUUAGAGGAUCUAUAUGAAGAUGAGCCUACAACCAAGACUUCUGGCAGUUUCUUUGGUUCUGGAGAGAUCAAGAGAGAUCCAAGAUCCACGUCUAGAGGUUCUUAUAAAAAGCACCAAGCAGCAGUCACUGGAGAGCUGCUUGCUGAGGCCAAAGGGAAGGGGCAGAUUUCAUUCAUUCCUCCAGCUGAUCAUUUUUACACCAGGAACAACAGAUUCUCUGAAGAAGCUCAAGGUCACAUUCCAGGAGCUAGAGAGCUGACACAGCAACCCUUGAAGGGAACUGUUGCUGACCAACUGUCCAGAGAAAAUUCAGUAGAAAUGACUGGAAAACCAGCAAGAGACAAAGAGCCAGAGGAAACCAUUGUCUCUGAAUCUAAUUCACUGGAUUCCAAUGAUGGCUUUAUCUCUAGUCCAUUCCGGUCCAUGAAUCACAUCAUGACAAUACCCCGGAUCAUCCUAACUCGCCCUUCCACUUCGGAUGAGGACUUUGACCUAUUAUCUCAAGAUCCAGAGGAUUCCAAUAUAAAAGAUAUCACUGUUGAUGGUAUCGCUCUGCAUUCGGACUGUUUGAAUAAUGCUUCUUAUCCUCCCUAAUAAAGUAUUCCCCCUGAAGAGCUUGUUUCUCAUUGUUAAACUUCUUCAAACAUGGAACCACUAUGCCUUAUUCAUAAUUUAGCAGGUUUGCACGGAUGUCGACUUUUAAUUGGAACAAAUAAAACUCUUCUCUGUUUAAUUCAACUUGCCUUUACAAUGAGAAAGAUGCUUCCUUUGGGAUUCUAUGCACUUGGAAAUGUGAUCAUUUGAAUAAAGUGACAUUCAUGGUUAUCUC
Molecule: messenger RNA, 1012 nt
Organism: Monodelphis domestica (gray short-tailed opossum)
Lineage: Eukaryota; Metazoa; Chordata; Mammalia; Didelphimorphia; Didelphidae
Source: RefSeq, a predicted model, not a curated record